Molecule: messenger RNA, 912 nt
Organism: Pleurotus ostreatus (oyster mushroom)
Lineage: Eukaryota; Fungi; Basidiomycota; Agaricomycetes; Agaricales; Pleurotaceae
Exons: 16
Coding region: 1-912 (303 amino acids)
Source: RefSeq, a predicted model, not a curated record
AUGGCUGAUCUACCCUUCAGUGUUGAUAGGACAGUCGGCGCGGCAUUUCUGGGAAACAUUGCAGCUGGGGUAUUCUACGGGAUUACGAGUCUCCAGACGUAUAUGUACUACAAGAGAAAUUUCCAGGACCUUCCUUCAUUCAAACUUUUGGUGCGUCAGAUACUCGAUGGGCUCCAUCUAGCUAUGACAACGCACGGAAUGUAUUGGUAUCUGGUGACGAACUUUAUGAACCCUUCAGCGGUCGAGAUUCCUGCUUGGUUCAAGUCUACGUUACGUGUCUCAGUGACUUCAUCGUCAGAUGCAUCUUUACGAGAAGAGUAUGGUUGCUUAGCAACUGCAGCAAACUUCUUGUGGCUGUCAUCGUGGGUUUUCGUCAUCAUUCUCCGUGCGUCUGCCGAGCUGAUCAACAGUUCACUUCCAGGGGGUAGCAUCUCUCUAUGUAAUAGGCAGCGGGAUAGAUUCCUUGCGGGCUCGUUCUUACUGCUCCUUCGCGAUUCUUGGCUCCUGUAUUCGGCACUCGGAUCAGCUGUCUUUGCGGAUGUCUUCAUUGCCGCCACGCUAUGCUUUUUUCUCAGCACGCGAAGAACUGGUUUCAAGAGCACUGAUAAUCUCGUUAACACUAUGAUGGUGUAUAGCAUCAACACUGGCCUUCUGACUUCUGUCUGCGCUAUGGCAUGUUUCAUAACGUACGCUAUUUGGCCCCAGGACUUCGUGUUUAUAGGCAUAUAUUUCACACUCUCUAAACUAUACCUCAACUCAUUACUAGCCACUCUCAACGCGAGAACCUUAAUGAGGGAACACGAUCACCGGAUUUCGACUAAUCCCGAAGGCGUUUCAUUCAAGUUUGUUCCCCCAAUGGACUGCACCGCGGUCAUAGAUUCAGCCAGGUCACGGGUGAGUAUUGAGUUCUGA